CGAGGUCUGGCCAAUGUCUUGAUUCGCCAAACAUACUGGGGACUGGAAUGGAGCAAUUAGCUACUGUUUGGGGAAAUAAUUAAUUAUUGUGAUUAAACCAUUCUAGCUCGCGCAGAUUGACGCAGGUUGCUCCACGGGGUAGACACGAGCAGUUUAGCUUCCAUGCACAUUCAUGACCGCGUUUAACUUGAUCCUCACGCUUACUAUACGUUAUGGUCGAACUACAAAACAUACGAGACCAUUUUGUGACUCUCUCACUCACGGUCUGUUUAUCGCCAAACCCAGCCGCGGCCCAUGGUAAGAUGCAGAGGAUCGGGAUUUAAGACGAACCAGCGGGUCCGUCCUUACACUGGGUUUGACAGAAAAAGAGCAACUCCAUCUGGAUUCGGCAGGUCCAAGGGGGAUCUGUGUUCACCACUACUGAUCGCUCCGUCUUGUAGAUUUCCCCGAGACUCUUGUUGAAGAAGCAGGAAGCGAGAGAAAAACAGCCGCCUUCCUGCUGGUUUUCUCAAACUACACACCUCAAUGUGUAAGGGGAUCUCCUACCUGCCCUCCUCAUGCCUGGAGAAGGCAAAAGAGAUGCGGGUGAUGUUAAGCCAUCUGGCUGAGACGCACCACAAGCACAAGAUUCUGGAUGGAAAAGCUGUCCACGACCUGGAAACUCUGCUGAACAACAUAAGCGGUCUGCAGGCGUUUCGUGGGUUCCUGCUUUCAGAGUUCAGUGAAGAGAACCUUGAGUUCUGGCUGGCCUGCGAGGACUACAGGCUGUCUCCUUCAAACCUGCAGAAGACCAAGUCCAGCAGCAUCUACGGCCAGUUUAUUAACCCUGACGCUCCACAGGAGGUAAACUUGGACGCUGAGACCCGGAAAGCUCUGUUGAGUGUGACGGACUCUCCGUGUGCCAACACAUUCAACAAGGCUCAAGAGAGAAUCUACAAUUUGAUGGCGAAAGACUCCUUCCCGAGGUUCCUGCGCUCCCCUUACUGCAUGCAGGCCAUUAAAGCUUUUUAAAACAUAUAGUUUAUUACCACAGACCCGCUUUAGAAAUAAGUGCUGAUGAAUCUGUACUGCUUGAUAUGUUGAUUGUAUUUUACCAACUAGUUUGUUUUGAGAUUGUUUUCUGUAUGGUAGUGCUGUCCUUGUGCGCUGUAUGCAUAAUGCAUGCUGUUAUCAUUAUGACGCUGAGUUGUAGACAUAGUUAAAAAGUCUCACAUAAAAACCUCAAUUAUGAUGCAGCUACAUUGCACCUCUGGACUGCUGAGCUACAAGUCCACAAAGGAUUUAAAUAAAUACCUCAUAAAAGACAACUCAU
This is a messenger RNA of Perca flavescens (yellow perch), 1312 nucleotides long. RefSeq names its product regulator of G-protein signaling 5. The record is from RefSeq and is a predicted model, not a curated record. Bases 526 to 1011 code for a protein of 161 amino acids. The transcript is spliced from 6 exons. Lineage: Eukaryota; Metazoa; Chordata; Actinopteri; Perciformes; Percidae.